UGGCUUGGCCCCGCCCCAGCCGGGGAGACAAUGCGAUCCCAGCCCCGCGCUGAGCUUGCCAUGGCGAAGGCGCGCCCCCCGCCUACUCCCUUGCCUUCCUCCUCCUCCUCCUGCUUGCUGCUGCUAUUGGGGGUGAGCCCCUUUCCCUGAAUCCGGGCGCCUCCAAAGGCUCUCUCCAUCCUCAUCUCCGCUUUGGGGGAGAUCCUUUAAGGGACCCCUUCCCACCCCCCAAAAGUCCCCUCCCUUCGUUUUCUGGGGCAGCAGGAGCAGUGGAUGGAAUCGCCCUGGGCGAGACCAUGGCCAACAUCUCCUCUUUUGGCAAGUACACCCAUGCGAUUGUCCGGUGCAUUCCCUCCUCAUUUGGUACAGCAGAGACUUCAGCGGAUGGGUCCGACAGUGGAGCUGAGCCCGUGGAUCUGGCAAAGGCUCACCGGCAAUACGGUGUCUACACGGGCAUCUUGCGCCAGAAGCUAGGGCUGCAAGUUAUUGAGCUGGCUGCGGAUGAAGCCCUGCCCUAUUCCACAUUGGUGGGGGAUCUGGCGGUGAUACAAGGAGACACUGCGCUGCUCACACGACCGUGGAUACCCUCCCGGCGAGAUGAGAUCUGCAGUGUCAAGAAAGUCUUGGAGGAGCUAAAGCUGCGUGUGGUUGAGGUUACGGAUGAGGGGGCCACUUUGGAUGGAAGUGAUGUCCUUUUCACAGGUAGAGAGUUCUUUGUGGGCAUAUCCAAAUGGACUAAUCACAGAGGAGCAGAGAUGGUUGCGGAUGCUUUCAGGGAUUUUGCUGUGUCGACCGUUCCUGUCUCAGGCACAUUGCAUCUCCGCAGCUUCUGCAGCAUGGCUGGAUCUGACACGGUUGUGAUUGGCAGCAGUGAUGUGGCCAAGAAAGCCAUGAAGACCAUGGAGCAAUUAACAGACCACCACUAUGAAACGCUGACGGUGCCUGAUGACCCAGCUGCCAACUGCAUCUAUGCUCGGCUGGGCCAGAAAAGCAGUGUCCUCCUGCAUCGCAGUACGGAGGAAUACCCCAACAGUGUGCAGCCUUUCCAGAAACUUCCAGACUACACCCUCAUCCCUGCUGCAUGCACCGAGGUAGCCAAACACGGGGGGACUCUCAGUUCCUGCUCUCUUCUGAUCAACAAGAAGCUGGAGAUCUAGUGCCUCUUUGGAUCCCAUGGAAACUUGGGUUCUUGCAAUCCCUGACAGUCAACCCUAUUUUCCUCAGUUCCUAUGUGCAGAGUGACAUCCCUGCUUCUCUUAGCAUCUUUGUGAGCCAAGAACACCACCCAAAUGUGCUAAUAUGGCCCAUCUUCAACUUUGCAGAUGUUUCUUUUUCUAUUUGCAUUGGACCUUCCCUGCAACCCUAACCGUCUCCAUUUUCUGGCUCUGGUUGCGACUGUGAAUGACUGUCACCCCAGAAAUGUUUGAAGAAAAACCCUAGUGGGACACCAGAGGCCAUUGCUUAUCAGUGAGCCAUAUUAGCAAGGGCUGCUGAAUUGUUUUAACUCAUUCAGCACCACUAACUUCUCUCUUUCAUUGUUUCUGAUUAUAUUUGGGGGAAAUCAUUUAGGAAAGUACAAGAAGGGAUGAAUAUCCAUCAUGCCAUUGCAAACUCUAAACGGUGACCAACAUAGGUCCAUUCCUCCCUGUUUUAAAGUUUACACAGAUGGCAUUCUAGUAUUGGAGGCUCCUAAUGGUGGUCUCCAACUGUUUUGAUGGGUAGGCCAAUAUUGUCUUGUUUCCCAGCUGGACAAUGCCAGUACUAUGGAUAUAGGAUUACUUGGAGACUCCUCUGUUUGUACAGCAACCAAUUAUAAUGUUGGAUGCAUCUUGCUAUAUACACAAAGAUGUCACUUGUGCAUUGUGUAUGUCUUACCCUAAGACCUUCAGUGACUUGGCUCUAGAAGUUAUUCUUAAAGCAGAACAGGGGAUGGUUUCGCAAUGUUGAGUAGUAGCUCCCAUCAGCUCUAGCUAGAGUGACCAGCGGUGAAAGAUGGUAAGAGUCCUAUGGGCCACAUAUUACCCAUUCUCCUAACUUUAUCUAUCUUAAAUGGUCCCUAUGGUCUGCUACAUUCAUUUUUAUGGUGCUGCCAUUUGGAAAGGGGGAGUUCAGGUAGAGUGACCCCUCUCCUCCCUCAACCCAAACUCAAACGACUGCUUUCCCACUGCCGCCACAACGGAUGACCUCUCUGCAUAUCUUCAGGGUCGAAGCAGCCACUGAGGAGCAGCUUUGGAGGAAGAAGGCACUUGUGAAGGAUGCUGCUUCCUCUCCCAAGGCACUGUGUACGUGUUUUGUGUAACUGUAGUUAGAGGGCGUUCGUAGGAGUGGAAGGCGUAGAGGGAGCGCCCUCUGUUGGGGAGUAGGCGUAAUGACAGGAUGUAGGACUUAAUGUAGAUUCACGCACUGCCUCUUUAACCUCUUGUGACAUUUGAAAAAUUAAAAAAAGACUGAACCAA
Anolis sagrei ordinatus is the source of this 2456-nucleotide messenger RNA. It is a transcript of the gene DDAH2, whose product is annotated as DDAH family member 2, ADMA-independent. Gene Ontology annotation, molecular function: amino acid binding; dimethylargininase activity. Gene Ontology annotation, biological process: arginine metabolic process; positive regulation of nitric oxide biosynthetic process. The record is from RefSeq and is a predicted model, not a curated record. NCBI's taxonomy places the organism in Eukaryota, Metazoa, Chordata, Lepidosauria, Squamata, Anolidae.